Sphenostylis stenocarpa is the source of this 1932-nucleotide messenger RNA. The record is from the annotation of a GenBank genome assembly. NCBI's taxonomy places the organism in Eukaryota, Viridiplantae, Streptophyta, Magnoliopsida, Fabales, Fabaceae.
AUGGCUACUUCCCCACAUCCCCUUGAAGGGAGACACCGUUUUCCACCAUCCAUUGUAGAUUUAUACAGACGAAGAUUACCAAAAGGUAAUGCCAAAGAUGCUGAGAAUGAGAAGCCUAUCCAAUUAUCCAUCAAAGAUAGAAGCUCAAGAUGCAACUUUUCUCUCUUAAAACCUUUUCUCCUAUUCAUAACCGUUUGCGGCACUUAUGUAAUGCUUCUGCAUUCGAAGGUUUACAGCAGCAACCAUUUAUCAAGCUUUGGCUCUGGGCCAAAUUUUGUGAACAGGUGGAUAUGGAGUGGACCAGAUCCUCGGUAUGCAUCGAAUGUAGAUAUUAACUGGGAUGAUAUACUACAUAUUACAGAGAAACUGACAGGCAAAAAUGAAUUUCAAGGGAUUGGUCUUCUCAACUUCAAUAAGACUGAAUUAGACCAUUGGGAACAGCUAAUACCUAAUGUUGCACAUGUUGUUCUGGACCUAGAGUAUGCUGCAAAAAAUGUGACAUGGGAAUCCCUAUACCCAGAAUGGAUUGAUGAGGAAGAAGAAACCAAAGUUCCGAUUUGUCCUUCUCUUCCAUCUCUCAGAUCUCCGGGAAUAAGGCUGAAUCUCAUAGCUGUGAAGCUUCCUCAUGCCAAUUGGGGCAUUUGGUCUAGAGAUGUUGCUAGGUUGCACUUGCAGCUAGCUGCAGCUAGGCUUGCAGCCUCUCUUAAAGGAAAUUACCCCGUAUAUGUGCUUUUCAUUACCAAAUUCUUUCCAAUACCCAAUUUGUUUACCUGCAAAGAACUUGUGGAACAUGAAGGGAAUGUAUGGUUGUACCGGCCACACUUGAUUGUUUUGAGAGAAAAACUCCAGCUCCCGGUAGGGUCAUGUGAACUUUCACUUCCUUUGAGGGACAAAGAGCUGAUUUACGCGGGAAAUGUUCGUACGGAAGCAUAUGCAACUAUUCUCCAUUCAGCUCACGUUUAUGUUUGUGGAGCUAUUGCUGCUGCACAAAGCAUUCGCAUGUCUGGAUCAACUCGAGACCUAGUUAUACUAGUUGAUGAGACAAUAGGUGAGUACCACAGAAGUGGUUUAGAAGCAGCAGGGUGGAAAAUUAGGACAAUACAAAGGAUCAGAAACCCAAAAGCUGAAAAAGAUGCUUACAAUGAAUGGAACUACAGCAAGUUUCGUUUGUGGCAGCUUACAGAUUAUGACAAGAUAGUAUUCAUUGAUGCAGAUUUGCUCAUUCUAAGAAAUAUAGAUUUCCUAUUUGGAAUGCCAGAAAUUACUGCAACAGGAAAUGAUGCCACACUUUUUAACUCAGGUGUCAUGGUGGUUGAGCCAUCAAAUUGCACAUUCAAGCUCCUAAUGGAUCAUAUUAAUGAGUUUGACUCCUACAAUGGAGGGGAUCAGGGAUACUUAAAUGAAAUAUUUACAUGGUGGCACAGGAUGCCAAGACACAUGAACUUUUUGAAGCAUUUUUGGGUUGGAGAUGAUGAAGAGACGAAGCAAAUGAAGUCUUUGUUAUUUGGUGCUGACCCUCCAAUUCUCUAUGUCCUUCACUAUCUAGGAAUGAAGCCGUGGUUGUGCUUCCGGGACUACGAUUGUAACUGGAAUGCCGACAUCUUUCACGAGUUUGCAAGUGAUGUCGCUCAUGAAAGGUGGUGGAAGGUGCAUGAUGCAAUGCCUAAGCUUUUGCAACAGUUUUGCAUGUUGAAGUCCAAGCAGAAGGCCCAGCUGGAAUGGGAUCGUAGGCAAGCUAAAACUGCAAACUACUCAGAUGGGCAUUGGCGAAUUAAAGUUAAAGAUAAAAGGUUGAAGAAAUGCAUAGAUAACUUGUGUUCAUGGAAAAACAUGUUGAAGAAUUGGGGAGAAACCAAUUGGACUGAUGAUGAUGAGUCUUACUAUACUCCAACACCACCUGCCAUUACCACAGCAUCCCUUUCUAAUUUGUGA